AUAGAUAAAUAUAGAUAUAUAUUUGUUGAAAUCGAUAAGGUUGGAAUAAUUCGUUAAGAUGGGUAGAGGAGCAGGUAAAGGUAAGAAGACGAAGCGCAAAGUUCCCAUCGAUGAGAAGAAGAUGGAAAAGUACAGACGAGGAACAGGAGUAAAUUUAAAGAUGGGAAUUAAAAAUAAAAUUCACAGGCAAAGGCUACGACAAAAGGAAAAUCUCAUUGAGAGUAUGGCCGAGCAAGCUGCUCGCACUGAAAUUUUGUUGACCGAAACUCAUGGCUAUUUGGAAAAGGAUCCUGGAGAGACGACCACGCAAUUUAAACAGAGCGAAAUCGUUUCUAAUAUCGAUAUUACAAGCGCGACAAAGUAUUUUGAAUUGAAUUUAGAAUUUGGACCUUACAGUCUGAGGUACACGCGCAAUGGAAGGCAUCUCGUUGUAGGUGGUAAGAAAGGGCACGUCGCAGCGUUUGAUUGGAUUACAAAAAAAUUAGCCUGCGAAAUGAAUGUCAUGGAGUCAGUUCACGAUGUUUGUUGGUUGCACAUAGAAACGAUGUUUGCAGUGGCGCAGAAAGAUUGGGUUUACAUCUACGAUAAUCAAGGAAUCGAACUUCAUUGUCUCAAAAGAAUGAAUCGAGCUACGCGUUUAGAAUUUCUACCCUAUCACUUUCUCUUGGCUUCGUCGUCGUCGCUUGGUGGCCUUACUUGGCUCGAUAUUUCCAUUGGCAAAAUUAUUUCUCGUUAUGAUUCAAAAAUUGGAAAAAUAGACGUAAUGACUCAAAACCCAUAUAAUGCUUUAUUAUGCGUUGGUGAUUCGAAAGGAGUAGUAUCAAUGUGGUCGCCAAAUGUGCAACAACCGUUAGCGAAAAUGUUAUGCCAUAAACAAGCUAUAACAGCUUGUGCGGUACAUCCAUACGGUACAUAUAUGGCGACAAGUUCUCCAGAUCGAACACUUAAAGUGUGGGACAUAAGGCAGUUAGCAGGGCCGGUUCACAGUUCAAUUUUACGUUCUACAGCAGAAAAUUUAUCGUACAGCCAAAGCGGUUUGUUGGCUGUUGGAAUGGGAAAUGUUGUUGAAGUGUUCAGCGAUACGAAUAAUGACUUUAAGCCUUAUACUCGACAUAAGACUAAUUGGAGUAUAUCAGAUUUACAAUUUUGUCCGUACGAAGAUGCUUUAGGAUUUGGCACUGCUAAAGGACUCUCGUCGAUUCUUGUACCUGGAUGUGCCGAAGCUAACUUUGAUGCACUUGAAAUAAAUCCAUACCAAACGAAGAAGCAAAGAAGAGAAGCGGAAGUUAAAGCAUUGCUCGACAAAAUUCAGCCUGAACUUAUUACUUUGGAUACGACUGCGAUAGCUGAAAUUGAUGUACCGACAUUACAAAGGAAGGUUGAAGAGAAAAAGAAAUUACUGUUUAUUAAGCCAAAGACAAUUGACUUUAAGCCACGCAGGUCCAAAGCUAAAGGAAAAGGUGGCACUGCCAAGAUCGUUAAGUCUAAAAAAGCAUUAAAGGAAUUAGCUCGUCGAGAGGCUAUUGAGGCAAUGCGCCAGGCGAAGACUCUUAUAGAUACAAAAAAGAUCGAAUUACAGAAGAAAUCUUAUGGAGUUUUAAAUAGAUUCAUACCUAAAGCGAAACAAACAAAAUGUUAGUUUUGUUGAAUUACGUUUUGGUUGUAUAAAAUAUGGAAGCAUAACAUUUAAAAGAUGUACAAUGUUGUAAUAUA
This is a messenger RNA of Ceratosolen solmsi marchali, 1713 nucleotides long. Its product is annotated as WD repeat-containing protein 46. The coding region runs from base 59 to 1639 and encodes 526 amino acids. The record is from RefSeq and is a predicted model, not a curated record. Gene Ontology annotation, biological process: maturation of SSU-rRNA from tricistronic rRNA transcript (SSU-rRNA, 5.8S rRNA, LSU-rRNA). Gene Ontology annotation, cellular component: small-subunit processome; 90S preribosome; nucleolus. Gene Ontology annotation, molecular function: protein binding. Lineage: Eukaryota; Metazoa; Arthropoda; Insecta; Hymenoptera; Agaonidae. The transcript is spliced from 7 exons.